AUGGCAGUUGUAUUUGCUGAUUGCAUUAAACAUAUAAAGUCAAUAGAAGGGCCAGCUAUUACUGGUAUGAAAACGUGUGAAUUUACAUAUGAAUGGACAAUUAAAAACUUCCAGCGAUUGCAUAAAGACGAAAUUGAGUCACCAAGUUUUUCAUCUGUAUAUGAUGAUUUUAAUGAUAAAUGGAUUUUAAAAUAUUAUCCACGUGAUGCUCAAUCAGUUUCUACUUAUAUAUCAGUAGGGCUACAACAACUUACACCAUUCGAUGAUACUUCACCAUUGUUAACAAAAUGUAAAUUAUCAUCAGCAGAAAGAUUUAGAUGGGAUAGAUAUCUGUCAAAAUCUGAGUUACAAAAUCCACAAUAUAUACAAAAUGAUGAACUUAAACUUCUUUGUACAAUAACAAUGUAUAAAAAACUAACCAAUAAUUCUCAUUUGAUUUCAUCAAUUGAUGCAAAACAACAACUGAGGGUCGACUGGAAAAAACUUUUGUCAAGUGGAAAAUCAGCUGAUGUUACCAUUCGCGUGGGUCAAAAAUUAUUUCGUGCAAUCAAAGGAAUUCUUUCAGUACGUAGUCCAGUUUUUGCUGCAAUGUUUGAUCAUGAACAAUUUGAAGAAUAUAAAAAAAAUGAGACAAAACCACUGUAA
Messenger RNA from Aphidius gifuensis, 645 nucleotides. Its product is annotated as TD and POZ domain-containing protein 1-like. The record is from RefSeq and is a predicted model, not a curated record. Lineage: Eukaryota; Metazoa; Arthropoda; Insecta; Hymenoptera; Braconidae. Gene Ontology annotation, biological process: protein ubiquitination. Gene Ontology annotation, molecular function: protein binding. The transcript is spliced from 3 exons. The coding region runs from base 1 to 645 and encodes 214 amino acids.